Messenger RNA from Rattus norvegicus (Norway rat), 5854 nucleotides. The record is from RefSeq and is a predicted model, not a curated record. Lineage: Eukaryota; Metazoa; Chordata; Mammalia; Rodentia; Muridae.
AUGGGAGCCACUGUUCUCCACAACAGAGAACACCGGGUGAAGAUGGCACAUUCCUUUAAUUCCAGCACUUGGGAUGUUCCAAACUAGCCUAGUCUACAGAAAGUUCCAGGACAGCAAGAAAUAAAAAAACCCUGUCUGAAAACAACAGUAAUUGGGAUAGGGCAAGGAUGCCUGGUUUCUAGUAGGCAAGUGAGGUUUUAAUUGGUGGGUUCUAGUGUCCUGCAAUUCCAAUCAAGUUUGUUCUUGGCUACAUAGAAAGGUCGAACCAGGAGAAGGUGGUAUGUGCACACAGAAUUCAGUACGUGGUUCCCACUAACACUGAAAUGCCAGGGCACACUCCCCACAGGUAUACUCAGAACAGAGCGCUUCAAAAGCACCCUACCCUCAAUAUAAUUCCCUUUGUGUUCUUGAGACAUUUCCUGUUCUGUGUACUUUUCUAGUCCAUCAUGGGGAGAAAUUCCCACUAAGGAUCCUAUCGAUGUCUGGCAGGAAAGUCAGUUCCUAGCACUCACAGCAGGAGGCUCACAACGAGCUACAGCACCAUGUCCAGGGGAUCACACACCCUCUUCUAACCUCCAAAGUCACCAAGGAAAACACUUCAAAAAUCCAUAAGCUAACACUCAAGCACAGAAAAACAUAUCAGCCUAGCAUCCCAGUUCACCACCCUAACUCCAGCACUUUGGAAGCUGAGAGGCGAGUUUCCCGUCACCCAGAGUUACAUGGCAAGACUAAGAAAUAAAACCAAACACAGCCUGGGGAGAUGGUAAAAGAGCCACAAUAGUUUGAAGACCUUGGUUCGAUCCCCAACACCCAUCCCUAACAUCCAAGUAUCAAAAUAAAAGCCAAGUGGUGGUGGUGCACACCAUUAUUAGUCCCAGUGCUCAAGAGGUGAUCUCUGAGUUCAAGGCUAGCCUGGUUUACAGAGCUAGUUCCAGGACAGUCAGGGCUACACAGAGAAACAACGUCUACAAAAAAAUCCAGAAAACAAAGAGCAUUGACAGGACCUAUCUGUACUUCCACCUCUAGGAAGACAAAGACCAGAGGAUCCCUGGUGCUUGCUGGCUGGUCCGUCUAGCUGAAAUCAGUGACUGUACUCCAGUGAGACAUGGUGGAGGUGGGUGGAAAGGUGGCAUACAGGUUAAGAGCACUGCUUCUCUUCCGGAGGAGGAGUUGUAUGCAGUUCUGCAAGUCUUGGGCUAUAAACCUGAUUAGAGGUGGCAAGGGGAUGAAGGGAAAACAUAACGUACUUACAUGUCUGUGCUCACUAAGGUGGAAUGGAGCCUAUUGCCUCCUAACUGAAGCUUAGCCUCGUUAUUAGAACUUAGCUUAUUAGGCACACGGUACAGGGGUAAAGGUUGGUAGUCUCUCCAAGACGUCUCUGUAGCCAAGUAGUCUCAGGCUGUGAACAUUCGGGAGGAUGGUGCUGGCUGCAGUUGUUAGUUUUUCGUUCGUUUGGUUUUGUUUUAUACAAUCACCAGUUAAACACUCGUACUUGGGUCAGAAGGCAACUUUGACUUCUAGCCUAAGCCAUAUGGAGACCAUAUUUGUCACUUUCUCCUGGGUCUAAAGCCUUGGCCUUUGUCACGUCAUACAAAGUGCACUCAGGACUUCACUCACUCAUCUAUAAUGAAAAUUCUGGAAUUUUGGUUUCUUUAAAAACAGAAACGUGGGCUGGAGAGAUGGCUCAGUGGUUAAGAGCACUGACUGCUCUUCCAGAGGUCCUGAGUCCAAAUCCCAUCAACCACAUGGUGGCUCACAACCAUCUGUAAUGAGAUCUGGGGUCAUCUUCUGGCCUGCAGGCACACAUGCAGACAGAAAGCUGUACGGUGUAUAAUAAUAAAUAAAUAAAUAAAUAUUAAAAAAAAAAAACAGAAAUGGAUAGUGUUUUUAUGGGCUAGAGCAGCGAUGGCUCGGUGGUUAAGAGCACUGAUUGCCCUUCCAGAGGUCCUGAGUUCAAUUCCCAGCAACCACAUGGUGCUUACAACCAUCUGUAACAGGAUCUGAUGCCCUCUUCUGGUGUGUCUGGCGAUAGCAACAGUGUACUUAUAAGUAAAAUAAAUACAACUUUUUAAAAAAGUGUUUCUAUUUUAAUUCCAGUUGUGCAGAUAUGGUGCUGCUUCAGACUGUCCACAGCAGCUGACCAUGAUUUUUCUUGUGCUCUAGCAUAAGUGUGGUUUUGCUGCAGAUAGUUUCUGCGAGUGUUUGAUGAUUGACACUCUGGGAACUUUUCAUGGAGUAGAUAAAUGCUAGGGCCCCCACGAGGCAGGGUUGGUGGUUACUGAUCCUUGGAGGGCUUAUUUGCAGUUUUCAAAGAAGAAACAAGAAAUUAUAUUCAGGGAUUCUUUCUUUCUCUCCCUCUCCCACUGGACAUUGAGAUUCUAAAGUAGGUGGACCAAUCAGGAUAAUGUUAAAAUGGGAUGGGCAGGAUUAUGCAAAUGAUUGUGCCAAGGAGGCAGAUGGUAACAGUUUCAAAGCACUAUUAAAAAAAAAAAAAAAAAAAAAAAACUGGAAGCUGGGCCGCCUCGCCGGCCGAAAGCAGGCCGGAGCCCCGGUCGCUGGCCUGGCUUCUCCGGGCGAGGGCGAGGCAGCGGUCCAGGCAGAAGAUUAGAUGCCGGGAGCAAAGAAAGUAGUUACAUCCAAUUCUCAUUAUGCAUCAGAAAAAUGAAAAAACAGAAGAAAAUUCUAUGGAAGAAAGGAAUUCACUUAGCCUUUUCUGAGAAAUGGAAUACGGGAUUUGGAGGCUUUAAGAAACUCUAUUUUCCCCAAAACUUGUGCUUUCUGAAAGCUAAGCUGGGAAGGCCAGUUGUUUGGCAUCGGCAGUCGAAGCAUUUCCAGUGUAAUAAGAGGGGUCUUCACAUCCAGAAAACAUGGGCCCAGGAUGUACCACUUUGUUCAAAGACCAAAUCUGGAGUGGCCACUCAAAAUGUUAGUUCUUUGUAUGCCAAAGUGAAAAGAAAGGACACUAAGCACUUCAUUUCCUCUUCCAGGAGUCUCCUGAAACUCCAAGCAGAUAAAUUACUUUCUUCAGCAAAGAACUUGGGCCGUGAAUACUGCAGAGAGAAAAGCCUUCUGAAGGCAGGUCCUGGCUUGUCGGCAAAUACUGUUUUAGGUAAGGCCAAUGGUCACAAACCUAGCACGGACCCACAAGCUUCAGACUUUCCCAUGAAGUUCAAUGGGGAGAGCCAAAGUCCAAGUGACAGUGGCAAGACUGUGGUUUUGAACAAACAUAGAAAACGAGUUUGUUAUGGCUGCUACCAAGGGCUAGAGCACCACAGGAACAGGAGACCCCUGAUUCCAAAAAAGUUCCAACCUAACCAAUAUCGAAGAGUCAAAGUGUCUCUUAUGAUGUAUGAGAAACUAUCCAUGAUUAGAUUUCGGUAUAGGAUUUUCAGAUCCCAGCACUUCAGAACGAAAAGCAGAGUUUGCAAGCUAAGAAAAGCCCAGCAAAGCUGGGUGCAGAAGGUCACUGGGGACCAUCAAGAGAACUUUAGGGAUAACAACACUGAGGGUGGCGAUUGCAGCCCAGUCCCUUCCCUAGAACCUAAAGACCCUUGUCGGUGUCAGCCAUACUUUCCAGACAUGGACAGUAGUGCUGUGGUGAAGGGAAAAAACUGUCACGUGCCUGAUGGCCACACUAAAGAAAGUCCUGCCUUGGACAAGGAGCAUGGUUUAGAUGCAGCAUUCCCUGACCAGCAGAAUGGCAGCACCACAUACACUUGGGACCAGCCAUUCUCUUCUCCUAAGUGGGAGUGUACAGAGCAAAUUCAUGAAAUCCCUUUGAUGGGACAUCCUUCUAGUGACAACUUCACUCCGGGAACUGAAAGAGCUCUUAUGACUCUGGGGCAGGAAAGCGGGACAAGUGCUGUCAGCGAUGACGGAGUGAAGCUGUCAGUGUCUGGAGCAGACGAAUCUGUGAGUAGUGUAGAUGGGCCUGUGUCUGAGGAGCCCGCUCAGAAUAAGAACUUCCAGAUGGAGGAGGAUGGGUCUCUCAGGCAGAACAUUCUUAGUUUGAAACUGCUGGACCACCCUUACUGUAAGAGUCCACUGGAUGCUCCCUUGGUGUGCAGUGAGCUCAAAGUAGAAAACCAAGUGGCAGGUGGCAAGAGUGGCCAGACAGCGUCUCCCGUGGAUGAUGAGCAGCUCUCGACCUGCCUUUCUGGGUUCCUAGACGAGGUUAUGAAAAAGUAUGGAAGUCUGGUCCCACUCAGUGAGAAAGAUGUCCUUGGGAGAUUAAAAGAUGUCUUUAAUGAAGACUUUUCUAAUAGAAAACCAUUUAUCAAUAGGGAAAUAACAAACUACCGGGCCAGACAUCAAAAGUGUAACUUCCGAAUCUUCUACAACAAGCACAUGCUGGAUAUGGACGACCUGGCAACUUUGGAUGGUCAGAAUUGGUUGAAUGACCAGGUUAUUAAUAUGUAUGGCGAGCUGAUAAUGGAUGCAGUCCCAGACAAGGUCCACUUCUUCAACAGCUUUUUCCAUAGACAGCUGGUAACCAAAGGCUAUAAUGGAGUUAAGAGAUGGACUAAGAAGGUGGAUUUGUUUAAAAAGAGUCUUCUGUUGAUUCCCAUCCACCUGGAGGUCCACUGGUCUCUCAUUACUGUGACACUCUCCAGUCGGAUUAUUUCAUUUUAUGAUUCCCAAGGCAUUCAUUUUAAAUUUUGUGUAGAGAAUAUAAGAAAGUAUUUGCUGACUGAAGCCAGAGAAAAAAAUAGACCUGAAUUUCUUCAGGGUUGGCAGACUGCUGUUACAAAGUGUAUUCCACAACAGAAAAAUGACAGUGACUGUGGAGUCUUUGUGCUCCAGUACUGCAAGUGCCUCGCCCUAGAGCAGCCUUUCCAGUUUUCUCAAGAAGACAUGCCUCGAGUGCGGAAGAGGAUCUAUAAGGAGCUGUGUGAGUGCCGGCUCCUGGACUGACACUCACUCAGCAGGGACUCCAGAAGGCGCCAUGUUGGAGCAGAUGGUUUGUUACUUGAAUCUCCAAACACUUACUGAAUCUUUACAGAUACUUCAGAUUGGUGGUAUUGGGCCACUUAUUGUUACCUCAGAUUUAUUUUUGCCCUUCAUUUCUCCUGCUAUCAUGUACUUUUUUUUUAAUGUUCAAUUUAGUUUCAUUUUUAACUUUAUGGAUUCCAUACGUCCCUCCCAUAUUUAAUAUUUAUUAUCCAAACGCAUGCAUAUAGACAGAGCAUGCAGUAAAGAGUAUUAAAAAAAAGCCUAGUAGAUUUGGUGCAGCUUUUGAAACAUAGAUGUGAACUGAAUACAGGUUUAAAAGUUAACCCCAGAACCUAAAAAUGCAAGAUGUUUUUGAUACAGCAUAGUCAGAAUAGAUGUUCCCCAUGGCAUAAAGGGUAGCUAGGAGUGUUGUGGAAAGCCAGUCAUGUUUCCCUUACAGCACCUUUUGCUCAUCCCUCCGAUGAGUCUCCAGCAUGAGACGCAUUCCUUCUGAAGGCCAGAGGGGCUGUUCUGCUGAGGGAUGUGGUGCUUACAAGCACAGUGCUGUUUGAGAAGAGUUAAGGUAUGAGGAAAAGCAGCUUCCUUGGGUGCCAGUUACCUUAUUUUCUAAAAAGGCAAGGGGAGGGGUUAUUUUGAUUUGUCUGAGACAAAGUCUCACUAUGUAGCCUAAGCUGUCCUGGAGCUCCCAGUACCUAGGCUGGCCUCAAACUCAAGCUAAUCCUGUCUCUGUCUCCUAGUCUGGUAACAUAGUACAUACCAAUACACUCUACAGGAAGAGUCUCAUUUUGGUUUUAAGAUUUAUAAUAUGUAGAAUAAAUCUCAUGAAGGUUUUUCCUGAGACACUGAAUUUUCCUGGAUUUUUUUUUUUUCUGGGUUUGACUUGUAAAAAAAAAAAAAAACA